Molecule: messenger RNA, 1650 nt
Organism: Stereum hirsutum FP-91666 SS1
Lineage: Eukaryota; Fungi; Basidiomycota; Agaricomycetes; Russulales; Stereaceae
Exons: 2
Coding region: 1-1650 (549 amino acids)
Source: RefSeq, a predicted model, not a curated record
AUGGACUACGAUCCAUACGCCACCUAUCCCGCUAUGCAAUACUCAACCUUUCAACCUAUGCCAUCAGACUUCACAGAUUUUUCACCCGCCGACGCAAUGUACUCAGCAGAGGCAGCACCAGCGCUUGAGUCUGCCAGCGAACCCUCUGCGUCACAACCAUACGCCACUCAAUAUCAGCCAUCCUACCAAACAAAAGACAUACUUCACUGGGCCACUUCCGGCUACAUUUCUUCGCCCUCAGUCCAGUCCACCAUCCCCACGCCGUCCUCUGAACACCCGUCCUCACGGCCAGUCAUCGUCCACCCUACCUCCACACAUCAUCCAGUAACCUCCACGAUCGGAUAUCCAGAGUACGACCUGUACAUGGGCGCAAACAAUUUCCCAUCUUCAUCUUCGCAUCCUCAUCAGCACGCAUCGGAACUGUGUUACGAUUCUUCGAACACGGUCCAACCCGUGCAGCCCUAUGAACCGGAGUAUUGGGCGGAAUCGGAAGAAUUGAAUCAAUAUCAGGAUCAGGAUGCGGGGGUGGCUGCAGGGCAAGCGCUUGACGGUGAGAACGCUAACCAGAUGCCAAUUACAGAUGCAAUUAAUGUGCAUGGCUAUGCCGACAUGACAUCCGAAUACCGAACACUUCCUACUCCAGAACAUGGUCAAGCGAUCGCCGACAGACUGAGGGAAGUGGAAGAUACCAGGCGGAGGGCAGAUGAGUUUCUGAAUCCAACGUUCCUUCAAAACAGCCUCCUCCAGUCCUUCGAGUCGUGCGAGCCUUCUCAAUUCCAGUCGCACUAUCCUUACUCUCUUCCUCCGUCUCCGGAUUACGAUUCUCAGGCUCAUGAUGAUGGUCCAUCGCAUCUUUAUGCGCCUUCUUUCCAGGAGGAACGAAAGGAGGUGCCCGUUCCACAGGAGCACCAUUAUCCCGAGCAUCACAAUUCUGAGGCUACCAUCAGCGUCGAGCAGCCCCUGGACGGACCGCAGCUUAUACCGGUCCAACAGGAAACGAUGAUGGAACCCUCUUGGUCUGUCCCAGCUCUAGCCGUCGACGGUGAUUACGGUCACUGGCAGCAACCCCAAUACGCCUGGCCCCAGCAAAUGCAGUUCGCGCCCGCUUCGACUUCGUUCGAAAAUGGCGCAUCCACGAGCUCGCAUGGGUUGAACAGAACACAGGCGUGGGUAUCGGAGGUCCAGAACCAGUCAUUUGACGAAUCGGAUUCUUCGGAGCUCGUGCACCCGAGGCCUGUGCGUGGUUAUCUUCCGUCUUGGUGUUCUCCGACAAUCCAAACUGAAGACGUACAGGACGUGCCUGCAGUCGCUGAGUAUGCCGUAGCAACUGCUGCAGGUGACACGGCGCCUGUGGUUUACGAUGACGCCGGUAGCCAGGAGCAGAGUAAUGCGGAAGCCCUCGACUCGUCGGCUUUACUCUUCCAGCCUGCACCUCCGGCCAUCAUGAGUGGCACUGACAACGUGUCCCACGACGUGUACAACUACUACCCUGAGCCCGAUCACUCUCAGCCUCCCGUCUUCGACUUUGGGAAUGACGAUUUCCAGUGGGAGUUCCAACCUCCACCUAAUGUACCUCAGCCGCCUCUUGGAACAUUCUAUGACCCUUCAUGGUACGGGAUGAGGGGGUAUGGUGGCCAUGUGUCGUUCUAG